CUUCUAUCUCGUCAAUCCCGAGAUGUGGCAGCUUCGCCUAGAGAAUGUUUCUGCACGCUUUCAACAACUGCGACUAGAGAUUGCGCACAGGCCAACUCAUGCAUGGUAUAUAUCUCAUCUAUCGACUCAGAAGUGACUUCUCCCGACAACUCCUCGAGAGAUGGUCAGGACCGGCAGUUUUCGACGAUAGUCGCCGUCGUCACCGUAGCCGUCGCCGCCACAGAGCAACUUACAACCCUCAUAUUCGAUCGACUCUAGCGGCCAAUCGCCACUGCCGUCCGCGCCGCUAUUGCCUCGCACUUACCGUACCAAGGCUCCGGCCCCUGCCACCAACUCCGUCAAUAUCUCUGGCUCCUGCCGCAUGCUUCACGCAACCUUUCGCAGUCACUGUCCCAUUUCCAUGUACAAGCGACUUUACAAGAUGGUUCGUGCAGACAUUCGCCUCCAGGUUCCUUAUCUCGUCCAAUCGUCCCCAGGCGCUCGAGAACAAGUAUCAAAACUAUCUAGAGACCGGAACCGCCGUUCAAGGGCAGAGUUGAGUUGUCAUCCUCCAAGCACGGCACUCAGAUUCGCCACCCUCAAUCUUCGGUCCAAGAUGCCGAAGAUCAACAUGUAAGAGUUGUGAGAUACUGACCGACUUCUCGAUCUCAGUACUGGUGUUUAUCAUGUCUGUUUCGGCUG
Messenger RNA from Aureobasidium subglaciale EXF-2481, 681 nucleotides. RefSeq lists its product as uncharacterized. Bases 99 to 539 code for a protein of 146 amino acids. The record is from RefSeq and is a predicted model, not a curated record. Lineage: Eukaryota; Fungi; Ascomycota; Dothideomycetes; Dothideales; Saccotheciaceae. The transcript has a single exon.